GUCACCGGGUGGGUGUGGCCAGACGCGCCUCCUCAGGAGCUCGAGGGUGCUCAGAGGGUCCAGGGGAUCGGGGAGCCCUCACCCGGCAGAGGCAGGACCUUGCUGUCUGCUGUCCCUCAGCUCUUUGACACCCGGUUGUUUUUGCCCCACAGUUGGGCUUUGGCCCAGGAUCACAGGUGACUGGGGUCGGGGAGGGAGUUUGGCCGCCAGCCGGGGAGUCGCGCGCGUGCGCACGACACCAACCGGCUCCCACGCGCCGGAACUACGCUCCUGGACUAGAGGGAUGGAAGAGCUCCGCUGCCCCGAAGCCAAGCUGGCGCCACCAGAGGUAGUCAUAGCUACCGAAGCCCCGCCACCCUCCCUUGUGGAUCGAUACUUCACUCGCUGGUAUAAAGCGGAUGUUAAAGGAAAACCCUGUGAGGACCACUGUAUACUCCAGCACUCCAACCGAAUCUGUGUCAUCACACUGGCAGGAUCCCAUCCAGUUCUUCAAAGUGGCAAAGCCAUUCAAAGGAUUUCCUAUCAGAUCAGUAACAAUUGCAGCAGACUUGAGAACAAAGUAUCUGGGAAAUUUAAGCGGGGGGCACAGUUUCUAACAGAGCUUGCACCUCUGUGUAAGAUAUACUGCUCUGAUGGAGAGGAAUAUACCAUAUCUAGCUGUGUUAGAGGUCGAUUGAUGGAGGUGAAUGAAAACAUUCUUCAUCAGCCAUCUCUUCUUCAAGAAAAGCCGUCCACUGAAGGCUACAUUGCAGUUGUAUUACCCAAAUUUGAAGAAAGUAAAAGCGUAACAGAAGGGUUGCUGACACAGCAACAGUAUGAAGAGGUUGUGGUAAAACGCACUAAUGCCACAGCCACCACGCCCUGAGUCUUUCGAUGGAGGCAGCACUGGAUUCUCAGCCUACCCGGCCUAACCCAUCAGUGCCCUGAAGACAGCCAGUGUGUAUGAAGCAUUCCUCGCAGCCGCCUAGCCGAGAGAGAAGCCUAAACCUUCACCUAACCUAAUUUCCCUCCUUUGUCUUACAUCACAAGCCUUGUUCCCAUCUGUAUUCAGGCUCUCAGACCUGCCUUGCCCAGGCUCUUGCUUUGUGUGCUGGGAAGCGCACUUGUGGGUGUUCACUUGCGUAUACGUCAGAAAACAACUUCAAGUGCUUUUUUUAACCACAGUUUCUCAUUGGCUUGGAACUUUGCCAGAUAGCUCAUGUACUUCCAGGGAGGUACCUGUGUUCUCUGCCUCCCACCUUCCCAGGCUGGUAUUACAAGUACACACCACCAUGCCCUCCUUUAUAUGGGCCUGGAAACCCAAACUCUGGGCUUCAUGCUUUCAAGUUGUAUUAGUUACUGUUCAGUUGCUGUGACAAAAUACCACAACCAAAAGCAACUUCACAAAGACUUUAUCUGGGCUUGUAGUCCAGAGGACUAGAUGACUAUAGCAGUGGGAAGGCAAGGUAGCCAGGGCAGGAAGCUAAGAGAUCCCAUCCCUACCACACACCAAGACUGCUCUUGGUGAACUGGAAGGAGAAUGAGGUUAUAAACAGGCCCUGGUGAUACAAUUCCCCAUCAAGACUUUCUGUCCUAAAAGUCCCAUAAGCCCCCCCAAACAGUACCAAUGACUGGGGACCAAGUGUUCAAAUACCUAAGUCUAAAGGGGUCAUUUUUCAUUCAAUCUACAACAUUCUUCCCAUAAUGGCUAUAGGCUCAUAGUCAGGUCAUGCAAAAUGUAGUUAGUCCAAUAUCAAAAGUUCCCAUAGCCGUUAAUAGUCUCAGUGCUGUUCCAAGAUCUCUUCAGAGACUCAAUGCAAUGUCUUAUCUCCCCUGUGAAUCAGAGAGCCAGGAACAUACUUCCAACACACAAUGGCACAGAAUAUACAUUCCCAUUCCAAAAGGAAGGGGUGAUGACAUAGUGAGGGAAUAUUGGACCAAAGAGUAAAAGCAUGAUGAAAGCCAGACCCUGCAGCUCCAUAUUCUCUAUCUAAGGGUUUAGUUUCUGAGAUGCCUCUGACCCGUCCACACUGCUGCCUGUAACAGAUCAUUCUCUGGUGAUUCUGCUCUGUGCAGCUCUUCCUUGGCAGAUGUCUCACAACUUGUAUUUCCAGUGUCUUGGGAUUUGUGCCACAACCCAAAUUUUACCUUGACAGCUUCACAGUGGCCUCUCAUGGCCUUGCAGAAACUCUGUCUCUGCCACAUGUUUCCUCAGUGACUUUCUGAAGCCAGGAAGAAUCCACUUUUCAUUCUUGCAUCUUUUAUGCCUGCAAAGCUAGUACCAUGUGGAAAAUAACUUGAAAAAUAGACUGUCAGCUUACAGUGCCUUUCACGUCCACGGCAGCUCUUGUAUGGUGGUGCUUUCUCCAAGCGAACAGCCAGGUUCUUAAUGCUGUCUUUCAGAGUGGAGGUUUAUCUGAAAGGAUUCUCUCCUUGACCAACUUCCACUGUCCCAGUGUUGAGCAAGAGACACUUUAAAAAACUUUAUUGAUUCUCUGUGAGUUUCAUAUCAUGCACCCCAGUCCCACUCAUCUCCCUGUCCCUCAUAAUAGCCCUUCACCCUUGCAAUCUCCUCCCAAAAUAAAAGCCACACACACACACGAACAAAACAAAGCUUAGAUAAUAUCUCGUGGAAAGUAGAAUAUCAGAGUGUGUCCCACAGUCUAUACGUCUGUCUGUGCAUCCUCACUUGCAAAUGUUCAUUGCAGUGAAUGGUUGGUCUGGUUCGAGAUCUCUGACUUUGUGACACCAUCAAUAUUGUAUCCUCAGCCAGGCGUGAUGGCGCACACCUUUAAUCCCAGCACUCAGGAGGCAGAGGCAGGUGGGUUUCUGAGUUCGAGGCCAGCCUUGUCUACGAAGUGAGUUCCAGGUCAGCCAGGGCUAUACAGAGAAACCCCGUCUUGAAAAACCAAAAAGAUAUAUUGCAUCCUCCUCGGGACUCCUCCCAGUUAUUCUGUUGUUGCUCUGUGUCAUGGAGGUCCUGCAGCUUUGGAGCCGCAGGACUGGUCCCUUCACAGAUUGAGGAGAUUUGGGGGUGGGCCAAUUCAGAGUCCUAGACCUGAGCCUGGCGGUAGCUGAGCUGGCCAAGAGGCCACCUCUUCCUUAUCUGUACCACCUGGAGGAGCCCUUUUUCUUUCUUAAAUGUGUGAGUGCUUUGUCUGCAUGUACAUUCGCAUACUAGAAGAGGGCAUCAGAUUCCUUUACAGAUAGUCAUGAGCCAUCAUGUGGUUGCUGGGAAUUUAACUCAGAACCUCUGGAAGAACAGUCACUGUCCUUAAUCACUGAGCCAUCUCUCCUGCCCAAACCAGGGGACUUCUUAAUAGCCCCAGUCUCUAAUAAUAGCAGCCUUUCUCAGUACAUGCCUCCCAGGUCAUUAAGUCAAUAUUGAGCUUCUCUGUGUUCUCUUCACCAAGCUGUACACUUGGUAUUUACCCCCAACGUGCUUGUUUUCACUGAUCAAGUCUAUACUGUCUUGAAAUAGCUAGUGGCAGAGAAAUCAGACCAUUACUUUUUAAUUCAGCGUCAUGCCAAAUCUCAGGACUUGGAUAGAAAGCAGGCAGAUUCUUCGUCAAGGGUCACAUAAAUGGCCUCCAGCUACUUUGCUAACAGAGACUGUUUGCCUCUAAAGCCCCAGGAGCCAGGGCCUCUACUGUCAAUAUUAUUCCAAGCACUAUAGUCUUCUAGGCUUAAAACAGCAAGUGCUGUUCCACAGUGCUCUCAGCAUUCACCCAUUUUUCUGGUCCAAAGUUCCAGAGUUCCACAUUUAAAAAAAAAUGCCCUCAUGGUCACAUUUUUUUCACAGCAACACUCUCACUUGUUGGUAGCUUCUGUAUUAGUUGCCUAUCUGUUGCUGGGAUAAAACAACGUGACCAAAAGCUUACGGCCUCAGGGAGCUAGAUGCUCAUGGCAGCAGGCACAAGAAGCUGCAAGACCACACAUCAGCACACCCUGGGAGCACACAGUGAAGUAGACCUUGGCUGUAAACACAAAGCCUGCCCCCAAUGGCAUGCCUCCUCCAGCAACUCUGUAUCUUAAAAGUUCAUAACAUCCCCCAACAACAGCGCCACCAGCUAGGGACCAAGUGUUCAGUUACUUGAGACCAAGGCACUUUUCCUCCAGUCUACAGCAGAAGGCAAGCCCUACACUGACGGAGCCUUUUCUCCAGCCUCACUCUUCCUCUCUUGCUGCUCUAACAAGUGGCAAAUAAGGAAUGCUUUUCUGAUGAGAAAACACAAAGCUCCUGAGAAAGAUUGUGGUUUUACAGUUCUGUCACCAGGGAGUAAACUGUUAAUAAACCGUUCCUCGACUUUUUAAAAGGUG
Mus musculus (house mouse) is the source of this 4299-nucleotide messenger RNA. RefSeq names its product actin binding transcription modulator (gene Abitram). Gene Ontology annotation, cellular component: nucleus; lamellipodium; growth cone. Bases 284 to 865 code for a protein of 193 amino acids. The record is from RefSeq and is marked provisional. The transcript has 6 exons. Lineage: Eukaryota; Metazoa; Chordata; Mammalia; Rodentia; Muridae.